ACAGUGUAAACGAUUUUUUGUUCUAUUUAGAGCAUGGCAAACCACAUUCGACCAGUAUCUAAUAUGACUUUUUCAAAGUCGAAUAAUCUACCGGUUGCAAAUCCAAAUCCGAAGCCAAAUGCAAAUGAAAAUCCCAAUUCCAAUACAAACCCCAAAAAGCAUUAUCUUCGUCCGAAGAAAAUUGAUCGCAUGUCAAACAGGGCAAUUGAGGAAAUUAUUAAAAAGAAUGAAAGGCUUGAGGAAGAAAAUACGAUGCUAAAGAAUGAAGUCAACAUUCUAAAAGCUGGGGUGAAUGGCAGGAUGCUUUUGCCCGAAGAUUUUUUUGUUACUGACACGGCAGUGCAAGUGUGCAUGGACAAUUUCGUAAACAAAGUUUCGAUUGACACUGGAACUCAGACUAUGGUCGACGAUGCAGUUUCGGGGACCGACAUGGGAGUUCAAGUGUCAAUGGACAACUUUGUUAAGAAAACGAUGCACGUUUUGGUUGACACUGGAACACAGACACAGACUAUGGUCGACAAUACGGUUUCAGAGACUGACAUGGAAGCGGAAGUGUCUUUGGAAAAUGAAGCAAGCAAAGCGGUGCACGUUUCGAUUGACAGUGAAACAGAAACUGUGUUCGCUGAUGCACAAAAUGUCGUUUGGGUCAAAGAUGCGGCGGUCCAGGCUAUGAUAAGCGUUUCAGACAUAGGGACAAUGACUAUUGCCGAGCAUGAAGUUAGGGAGACAGGUCACGCGGUUGAGGUCAACCAGGCUGCAGCUAAAGUAGAUAACAAUAUUUUAUUGGACCUACUGCCAUGGCUUCAAGUCGUUCGUGAAAAGGACGACUUCUUUAAUUUAGAAAGGCAGCUCAUUUUCGAUGAAACGCUGCAGGAUGAUCUGAUUUCCACAGCAGCAGUUGCAAUAAAGUCACCAGACGAAACCAAUUUUUUAAAAUGUUUACUCGCCAGAGUUUUUAGUCCAGAUUUUUUUGUUAACACCCUUGCAUUCAACGCCCGAGGAAAGAAGGUUCAAUUCAAGGGUACCAUUACCUUGCGUUGUUUCGCAGUGGCGAUGAUGAGAAAAUUCGAAAAGGAAAAGAAACAAAAGGAAAAGAAACAGGAAGAAGAAGAGGAAACGAUCGAGAAAUUCAAAAACAAAAUUCAGGCCUUUGUGACCGAUUUUAAGGUAUUGGUAAAACGUAAUCCAAAUAACUGGCCCCAAUAAAUGCCGAUUGGGUCGGAUCAAUUAAUUUUUGCCUGUUGUCACUGUAAAUUUUCCGAUAUGAUUUGAGAAUAAAAUCAAAACUAGUUAAACCGCAUUUACUACUUGGCUAAAAUAACUAUCCGUAUCCGA
This is a messenger RNA of Bradysia coprophila, 1335 nucleotides long. RefSeq lists its product as uncharacterized. The record is from RefSeq and is a predicted model, not a curated record. NCBI's taxonomy places the organism in Eukaryota, Metazoa, Arthropoda, Insecta, Diptera, Sciaridae.